CGUGGUCAGAGGGAGUGGGUCCGCGUUGUAGGGGGCGUGGUCACAGGGAGUGUAAAUAUCAGUUUGUUAGAGUUGCGCGAGCUCGUUUGAUGUCGGAGGUCGAUCGCACGUCAGUGCGGCUUUUUUACUUGUCUAAGGAUCCCUGGCAUUUCGUUUGAUUGAUGUGGGAUCUUUGGCGCACUGGACUGUAGCUUCACCCGGAUCUCCGCGUUUGUUGUGAUUGUGUGUGUGUUUAUCUUCGUGUGUGCUGUGAUGACGUCGAGCUGUGAUGAUGGACACACUCGUCACCCAUUCAUUCAUUCCGUGGAUCUUACAGCGGCUCUGAGGAUUCGGGGAAUUCUGCUGGGGUGGAUUCUGUUUCCCAUCCGCACCAUGCUCACCACCCUCUUCUUCCUGCUGAUGUGGCCCAUAGCUCGACUGCGAUUGGCCGGUCUCUCGGAGGCGGAGCGGGCGGUGCCGGUGCGGGGCUGGCGUCGGUGGUUCUUUCAUCCCAUCAUGGUGUUCCUCAGCCGGGCCGCCUUCUUCUGCGUGGGAUUCCUGUGGAUUAAAGUGAAGGGACGUCAGGCGGAUCUGAAGGAUGCUCCGGUGUUGGCCGUGGCUCCUCACAGCACUUUUCUGGACAUGUUUGUGCUGCCCGUCACCGGCCUGCCCACCGUAGUGUCCCGCUCAGAGAACGCCCGAUUACCUGUGAUAGGAGCAUUGUUGGAGUUUAAUCAGUCAGUCCUGGUGAGCAGAAAAGAUCCUGAAUCCAGAAAGAAAUGUGUUUCACAGAUCCGUGAGAGAAUCACGUCUGACGGCCGCUGGCCUCAGAUGUUGAUGUUUCCAGAGGGAACGACGACUAACGGUCGAGUGCUGAUCAAAUUCAAGCCAGGUGCGUUUCUGGCUGGAGUUCCAGUUCAGCCCGUGUUACUGCACUAUCCUAAUAACUCUGACACGGUUCGUUGGACUUGGAAGGGAACGACUUGGUUUGAAGCUCUGUGGCACACUAUGUCUCAGCUCUACACCAGCGUCACUGUGGAAUUUCUGCCCGUCUACACACCAUCAGAAGAAGAGAAAGAGAACCCGGAUUUAUAUGCCGAGAAUGUACAGAAGCUCAUGGCAAAGUAAGUCAACGCAUUCUGGGAUUCAUUUCUUACUGGAUUGAUCGUUUUACUGGUGACUUUUUUUUCUUUUACGACAAGAAAUGUCUCAUAUUUGAGUGGUUUUCGCCGAUUUUAAUGCUCGUUUUGUCUUGUUUUGCUC
Molecule: messenger RNA, 1242 nt
Organism: Triplophysa rosa
Lineage: Eukaryota; Metazoa; Chordata; Actinopteri; Cypriniformes; Nemacheilidae
Product: lysophospholipid acyltransferase LPCAT4-like
Exons: 8
Coding region: 253-1107 (284 amino acids)
Biological process (GO): phosphatidylcholine acyl-chain remodeling
Cellular component (GO): endoplasmic reticulum
Molecular function (GO): 1-acylglycerophosphocholine O-acyltransferase activity
Source: RefSeq, a predicted model, not a curated record